AUGUCCAACAGCAGCUUCCCCACAGAGUUCAUCCUCCUGCCAUUCGCAGACACACACGAGCUGCAGCUCCUGCACUUCGCACUCUUCCUGGGCAUCUACCUGGCUGCCCUCCUGGGCAACGGCCUCAUCCUCACAGCCAUAGCCUGCGACCACCGCCUCCACACCCCCAUGUACUUCUUCCUCCUCAACCUCGCCCUCCUUGACCUGGGCACUAUUACCACCACUGUUCCCAAAGCCAUGGCCAACUCCCUCUGGGACACCAAGGACAUUUCCUACUUGGGAUGUGCUACCCAAGUCUUUAUGUUUGUUGUCUUUGUCACAGCAGAGUUUUACCUUCUCACUGUCAUGGCCUAUGACCGCUACGUUGCCAUCUGCCAGCCCCUGCACUAUAUGACUGUAAUGGCCAGCAGAACUUGUGUCAACAUGGCAGUAGUUGUCUGGAGUGCUGGUGUUCUCAGUGCUUUGGUGCACACUGCCAAUACAUUUUCCCUUUCAUUCUGCCAAGGUAAUGCCCUGGACCAGUUCUUCUGUGAACUUCCCCAGAUCCUUAAGCUCUCCUGUUCAGAUGCCUACCUCAGAGAACUUGGGUUCAUAAUGUUUUGCUUCUGUUCAGGUAUUGGAUGUUUUGUUUUCCUUGUGCUGUCCUAUGUGCAGAUCUUCAGGACCGUUCUGAGGAUGCCCUCAGAGCAGGGCCAGCACAAGGCCUUUUCCACAUGCCUCCCUCACCUCGCUGUGGUCUCCCUGUUCAUCAGCACUGUCAUGUUUGCCUACCUGAAGCCCCGCUCCAUCUCUUCCUCAUCCCUGAAUCUUUUGCUGGCAGUUCUGUACUCAGUGGUGCCUCCAGCAGUGAACCCCCUCAUCUACAGCAUGAGGAACAAGGAGCUGAAGGAUGCUGUUAGGAAACUGAUUUGGGGGAUGUUUUUCAAUACUCAUAAAGAUCCCUUCGCUCUCCAAUCAUGA
Messenger RNA from Anas platyrhynchos (mallard), 960 nucleotides. The record is from RefSeq and is a predicted model, not a curated record. Lineage: Eukaryota; Metazoa; Chordata; Aves; Anseriformes; Anatidae.